Molecule: messenger RNA, 2640 nt
Organism: Nicrophorus vespilloides
Lineage: Eukaryota; Metazoa; Arthropoda; Insecta; Coleoptera; Silphidae
Product: sodium- and chloride-dependent GABA transporter 1
Exons: 10
Coding region: 264-2135 (623 amino acids)
Biological process (GO): sodium ion transmembrane transport
Cellular component (GO): membrane
Source: RefSeq, a predicted model, not a curated record
UCCGUGGCUGGCCUGAAGAAGACGAGAGCAGGUCCACGCCGUGCAAACAGCCAGUGGUUCGCCGACUAUCAACAUCAUCAACAUCGCCAGUGCUUAGUGCCGUAUUUUUAUAUUUCUUGGUGGUGAAGUGUUCUGUGCUUUUGGGGUGCCAGUGUAUUUGCCCUAACCGCGUGGAUUAUUGCCGCUAGUAUUUAUCGUUUGGUGAUGAGCUGACGCCGUUCAAGGCUGGGGUAUAGUGGACAUUUUUUUCAAAUCUUAACGAGAUGGCGGAUAGAAAAGAAGAAGCUCAAGACUGUGAGAACGUCCAUAUGAAUAGGCACGGCGAGGAAUCCAUUGAACUGCCCAUGUUAAGUAGUGUAAAUGCGGCGCACGAAGUACCAUCGAAAGGUGCUGUCCCCGAGAGAGGCACCUGGGGAAGCAAAUUAGACUUUAUUUUAUCCGUCGUCGGUUUGGCUAUAGGCCUGGGAAACGUCUGGAGGUUCCCAUAUCUCUGCUACAAGAAUGGCGGCGGUGCCUUCCUGGUACCUUACUUCAUCACGCUCUUCCUCGCGGGAAUACCUAUGUUCUUCCUGGAGCUUGCGCUUGGACAGAUGAUGACAAUCGGAGGUUUGGGUGUUUUCAAAAUCGCACCGAUUUUCAAAGGAAUCGGUUACGCGGCGGCUGUAAUGUCCUGUUGGAUGAACAUCUACUAUAUUGUUAUCUUAGCCUGGGCCAUAUUUUACUUCUUCAUGUCUCUGCGUGCCGAUGUUCCUUGGCGCACAUGCCACAACGUUUGGAACACGAAACUUUGCGUAAAUCCUUACGAUCGUGGAUCUCUUAACUGCUGGGAACAGUACAACGUCAACAAUACAUUCAGCAAAAUCUGCGCCGUAAACUCCAUGAACGUAUCCCUUUCUGAACUGACCGAUCCAGUGAAGGAGUUCUGGGAACGAAGGGCUUUGAUGAUCUCCGACGGCAUUGAGCAUAUCGGAGGCAUCCGUUGGGAAUUGGCCGGAACUCUGUUACUGGUUUGGAUCAUCUGCUACUUCUGCAUCUGGAAGGGCGUCAAGUGGACCGGGAAAGUCGUUUACUUUACAGCCCUUUUCCCUUACGUCUUGCUGACCGUGCUGCUAAUUCGUGGUGUUACUUUACCUGGAGCAAUGGAAGGAAUUAAAUUUUAUAUAAUGCCGAACAUGUCGAAGCUCAGAGAAUCAGAGGUUUGGAUCGACGCCGUCACACAGAUCUUCUUCUCUUACGGAUUAGGUUUAGGAACUUUGGUCGCUCUAGGAAGUUACAAUAAAUUCACAAACAACGUUUACAAGGAUGCGUUGAUCGUGUGUACCGUGAACUCAAGUACCAGUAUGUUUGCCGGUUUUGUAAUCUUCUCAGUCGUCGGAUUCAUGGCCCACGAACAACAGAAACCAGUUGCCGAAGUGGCAGCUUCCGGACCUGGAUUGGCUUUCCUCGCGUAUCCGUCGGCUGUACUUCAACUCCCAGGAUCACCAAUGUGGUCUUGUCUCUUCUUCUUCAUGAUACUCUUGAUAGGUCUCGACUCGCAAUUCUGCACCAUGGAAGGUUUCGUAACAGCUAUCAUCGACGAGUGGCCUCAUCUCUUGCGUCGCAGGAAAGAAAUCUUCAUCGCCAUCGUCUGCGCCAUCUCAUACCUCGUCGGAUUAUCCUGCAUCACUAAUGGUGGAAUGUACGUCUUCCAAAUUUUGGAUUCUUACGCCGUGAGUGGAUUCUGCUUGCUGUUCUUGAUCUUCUUCGAAUGCAUCGCCAUUUCUUGGGCUUUCGGUGUGAACCGGUUCUACGACGGAAUAAAGGAAAUGAUUGGCUACUAUCCGAUGAAGUGGUGGAAGUUCUGCUGGACCAUAACAACUCCGGUCAUUUGCAUCGGUGUAUUCAUCUUCAAUAUCAUUCAAUGGACGCCGGUUAAAUAUCUGAACUACGAAUUUCCACUGUGGGCUCACCUCUUUGGAUGGUUCACGGCUUUGAGUUCUAUGCUCUGCAUUCCUGGAUACAUGAUCUACAUCUGGAACGUCACCCCUGGAGAUAGAGCAACGAAAAUCCGUUUAUUGGUGAGAAUUGAGGACGACGUUCCAACAGUCCGUGCCAAAAUGUUAGCGGAGGCCCAAGGCCAAGCAGCAAAAUUAUAAGUUAAAAAAUUUAAUACGAAUAGCUACGUCUUUUGUUUUUAAUUUAAGCAAACCCACCGAUAAUUUAAACAGAUAUUAAUAGACUUUAUUAUACGUAAGCUUUGUACGUUCGAUUAUAUAACCAUUUUUAUUAUGUUUAUUCCGCUGAUUACUAUUAAUUUUAACGAAGAGGUUAAAGGCCCCGCCGCGAUGUGGCAGAUACAAGUAUUUUGUUUCUGGUACUCUCAUUAACUAUAGUUUCCCUGUACUAUAUUUAUAACAUUUAAUUGUAAGUCACGGCAAAUGGAUAUGUUUUUUUCUUUGUUUUAUAGAUUUCGGUUGCGCCUAAUACAAUUAGAAACAUUGUUCGGUCUGUAGAUACUAUAGUACUAAUGUUUAUUAACAACAUUUGAUAAUAGUUCAAUGAUGUUUCAAUUAUCUUUAGCGCAGUCGUACCUACUAGUACCAUACUAAUACUAAUGACACAUUAAUUUUAAGCCAACCAAGCUUUUGACCGAUCUUAUAA